CACCGGAGAACCAGGUGGUACAACCAGGAAGUAAAACACGCGACUGUGCGGGGAAACAUGGGAGGAGGUGGCAGAAAGUAAACAUGUCGCCGAGACGAUCUUUGUUCGAUGUCAGCGGUCUCCUCUGCGUUUGCAGCGCCUCUAGAUGACGGGGAGCCGGGUUUCCACUCCAGCAUGUUCCACAGAAACCUGCCGAGCGGCGCCUUUCUCCGCAGGUUGGUUCUGCUCCAGGUCCGGCUCCACAAACGGGUCGUUCAGAUGUCUGCGGAGAGGAGCUCCGAGGAAAAGAGGAGCAGCUGGAGCCUGCAGGACAGGGAGGACAGGAGCGCCGCGGCUCCCUGCGACCCGCCGGCGGCCCGGAGGCUGACAGAGGAGGAGAUGAGCAUCCACAGAGUCCACAGGGAGGCGUGUGAGGCAAAGAAGCAGAUGUAUGUGGACCCUUCCAGUGGGUAUAAGGUGUUCACAGAGUAUGCACACCUUCAGAGAGGGAAAUGCUGCGGCAGCGCCUGCAGACAUUGUCCAUAUGGCCAAGUCAACGUGAGGGACCCUGCACUGAAGAAACGCUUUAACUCUCUGUUUUAUGUAUAGCCCUGUAACCAGGCAAAGGUAAAAUGCUAAAUGCCUGUUUGGAAUGGAGCCCAGCUCGCUUGGCUCGUCUCCUGCCUGUCGUUAUUUUGCCUGCAUGUGAGUCUUUUUUUUUUUCUUUCUUUUUUUUUUUUUUUUUUUUGCUGUGUAAUAAAUGAUGAAAUAUGGGUAGUGUCUGUGCAAUGCCUACCUCUUAUGAAUCCCAACUAUUCUCAGGAUUUUUUUCAUUGUCACAAAUGUGAGCAAUGUGCAGAUAGGAUUUGUUCACUGGACCCUUAUGCAAAACAGCCUUUUAUCAGCUUUGUUUAUUUUCUGCAUAUUUUUUCCUCCUCCAAUGUCCACCAGAUCGCCCCGAGCUUUGUUUUUUUCAUGUCUCUUUAAGAGCAUUUAAGAUUUUUGUGGUAUUCCCCUUCCUCAGAUGCAUUUACUAGGGUUGUGGGAGUACGAAGAUGAAAACUGAGAGAGCAUUUUAGAUCUUCGCCCUCAAGAUAAAGGGCAUAUAAGCAAACAUGUCUGCAGAUAGUCAGAUGGAGCUCUUUUUGCUUUUGCAUCUCUCAUUAUCUUCUCUUGCUCCCAAAUGGACAAACUUGCAUGAACAUUAGCAUCAUUGGCACUCCACAAAUGCUUGACUGAGCUGUAUACCUUUGACUGAUGUGCUGUGUUGUUAAAAAUAGGAAGGGGGGGAAAGGGUCAGGCCUCGCACUUGGCUGGGCUGCUUUUGCACCACUUGAUGGAAUCAGGCUGUUAGCAAACAUGCCAUGGACAUCAACAGCAACCCCCCCCCCCCAUUCCCCCCCCCACCGGACGCGCAGCUCAGCCUCCUGGCAACACUUGGCUACAGCGCAGCUCCCCGCGGCUGCUCUCCUGAGCUGCAGCCCUAAUGAACUCCUGGGCCUUCUCAUCCCAGGGCUGCAAUAGAUCAGCUCAUGUUCACCAGCAUGCAGAGACGCACACAUGCAUAGGGAUGCUCCCUCCAUCAGAGCGCCCUGUGGCUCCUAAUAGGCCAAUAUAGAAGAAAGGUUGCGCUUAACGCAGCACUUUGCAGCCCACAGUAAUAGUAGAUGGAGAGGUCAAGCGCUCACGCAGCUCCACCUGUGCGUGCAGGAGGCGUCGGGGAAAGCUGCGCCGCUUGAUUUGUGGAGUGCAUGUGGGAAGGCAGCGCUGUGCCUCCAGGCCCACUCCUCUGUCUCCUCUCUCUCCUCCUCCUCCUCUAAAGCUGCCACACACACCCGCCUGUCUCCGCCUGAUUGGGCAAGCGGCGUGGCGAUGAGGGGAUGUGUCUGCCGCCGCGUCCAGCGGGCGCCGCCUCGGUUUUCGACGCCAGGCGGGUCCCCAAAGGCUGGCUCUUACAGCGGUCUGAGCAAAAGCUCUGCGAGCAGCUACAAGGAGAUUCCUGAUCCCAGCAGCGCCGGGGGAGGACAGGUUGUGUGUGGGGGGGGGGGGGACGCUUCGUCAGGCGGGAUGAGAGGCGAGUUUGUUUGGUGCUCCUGUAAAGCGAGGCAGCGGAGCGUGCGGCGGCUGCAGCGGGACGGUGAAGGUGUCACACUCGUCAACCACAUACCUACCUGGGGCCCGCCUGCCUGCUGCAGCUCCGUGGGGUUUUUUGCCUCGGGACUUGUCUGUCACAUUAAAGUAGAUGCAUUGCCAUUCAGGGUCCCGCAGCCUGACCAUGAAAUAGGCCAACUUUCAUGUCUGCCUCAUCCCCUCCAUGUUCCCAUCCAGCGGUGGCACGGCUUGCAUCCCCCCCCAUCAUGCUCUAACUAAGCAGUUGGUGACGGCGACACAACAGCAGGAGCCAUCCCUCUUCCCAAAAUAUCCCGGGGAGUCUUAUUAAUUCGCGCCUACCACUAAACUCAGGGCGUGCUAGGAGGUUUAAGCCUUAUUUGGUGCAUUUGAAUCAUUAUCUUUGUUAUUUUUCUGCCACUAUUAUGAGCGCACAGUUUUAUAGAAUCUUCUUUUUAAGUGUAAAUUAGAUUUGUAUACUUCAAAUAAAGCUAUUUUGAUGUAUUGAC
This is a messenger RNA of Fundulus heteroclitus (mummichog), 2597 nucleotides long. RefSeq names its product chromosome 9 C1orf53 homolog (gene c9h1orf53). Lineage: Eukaryota; Metazoa; Chordata; Actinopteri; Cyprinodontiformes; Fundulidae. The record is from RefSeq and is a predicted model, not a curated record. Bases 109 to 588 code for a protein of 159 amino acids. The transcript has 3 exons.